Lineus longissimus is the source of this 2464-nucleotide messenger RNA. RefSeq names its product cell death abnormality protein 1-like. The record is from RefSeq and is a predicted model, not a curated record. The coding region runs from base 40 to 2379 and encodes 779 amino acids. Lineage: Eukaryota; Metazoa; Nemertea; Pilidiophora; Heteronemertea; Lineidae. The transcript is spliced from 20 exons. Gene Ontology annotation, biological process: proteolysis. Gene Ontology annotation, molecular function: zinc ion binding; metalloendopeptidase activity.
UCCCUGAUCAUUUGUUUUCCGACGCUUGAAGGCAAGAAGAUGUUGCCUCUUAUCGCUUUACUGGUGGUUGGUUCAGUUUCUGGCGUACCUUUUUCCGGGCCAGUCCAUAUCCCGGAGAAACUAACAGGGCCACCAGAUAAUGGAAAUCGUUUUGGAGAAACGCCUUAUGCUCGUUUCUCGCCGAAGCCAGAGAAUGCAAGUCUUGACCUUCGAAAUGAUCUAAUCUUGACUCCAGAGCAACACAAUAUGUUGUUUGAAACAGAUGCCAAUGGGAGGACCAAGAGGAAAGCCUGGAAGGGAGACAAGUUCCGGUGGACUGGCAACACAGUUCCAUACUACUUCAACGGAAACGACUACACCGAUCACCAGAAGAAAGAGAUCCGAGAGGCAAUGGACGUGUUCGAGGCAGAAACCUGUCUCAAGUUCAGACCAGCUACCUCGUCUGAUGUCAACAAGGUGCGCUUCAAACAGGGACAGGGCUGCAAUUCGCAACUUGGAAUGGUUGGUGGAUCACAGGACCUCAAUCUGGACAAUGCCGGAUGCCGUUGGAAAGGUCUGUACUGGCACGAGAUUGGUCACGCCAUCGGGCUAGUGCACGAACAUCAGCUGCCGGAGAGGAACCAAUAUGUCAAGGUCAACUGGGGCAACGUUAACCCAGCUUUCAAUUCCGCGUUCAGCACCUACACAGACUCUGAGCUGGAGAGGUUUGGUAUUCCAUACGAUCUGAGCUCCAUCAUGCAUUAUGAAGUGAAGGCUUUCAGUCAAACUGGCGGACAAACGAUUAUACCACGUGACAGGUCUAAGGAAUCAUGGAUCGGUAAUGUUUGGAUCUCGCAGAUGUCCUUCACUGACGUCAUGAUCAUCAACAGGAUGUAUAAAUGCGCAGCUCACUGCGGGAAUGUGCCAUGCAAAGGCGGCUUUCUCAAUAAGGAAUGUAAAUGUGUUACACCAAAAUCUUACUUCGACUCUCACUGCAUCAAUGAGCACCCCGACGAGGCCAUGUGUUACGAGCGAGCCCAUCAGGGAGACUGUGACGUAGACUAUGGCUUCAUGAACUUCAAGUGCAGGAAGGCCUGUAAUAGAUGUGCCAUGUAUGGAAUGGAGCACCUAAUCAAGGGAAAGCCAGGCGAGUGCUUCAACCAGUAUUUGGAUGAUACCAGAUGUGACGCGUGGGCCCGUGCCGGUGACUGCGACAAAUACCCAUCCUUCAUGAAGAGACAGUGCAAGAAAUCAUGUGGAACUUGUAAUAGUGACUGGGGAAAAUGUGCGAACAUGGAAUUCGACAAGUCUUGCGAUGACUGGGCAGCCCGCGGUGAAUGUGAAAGCAACCCUGAGUGGAUGAAGAACAAAUGUUCUGACUCUUGCAAGACAUGUGGAUACAUAACUAGAGGGGAAUGUGAAAAUGACCACGCAAACGAGAAUGAGUGCUUAAAAUGGUCUCGUGCGGGUCAGUGCUAUGAUGACGAUCUCACAAGGGCCUUCUGGAUGAAGAAGAAUUGUGCCGCCUCUUGCAACUCAUGUGGAUUUGGAAAGGGUAAAUGUGAAAACGAUUUGGACGACUUUGAAUGUGAUAAGAUGGCACAUUUCGGAAAAUGUUCUACAAACCCGAAACACGCACAGAAGAACUGUAAGAAGUCAUGCAACACAUGUGACUACGGAGUGAGAGGUAACUGUAAGAAUCACUACGAGACGGUGUUUGGCGACAAUCGAGCCUGUGAUGGCUAUGCUGAUCAAGGGAGCUGCGACUUCAACACUGGCUACCUCCUCAUCUUCUGCGCCAGAUCCUGUAACAGAUGUCAGCAAGCAAAGGACCUCAUCGCCAACUGCCGUAACUUGCAGCCAGAAGAUAAAUGCAAGAAAUGGGCAGAAAGUGGUGAAUGUGACAGUAACCCGGGCUUCAUGAGAUACAACUGCGCCAAAUCGUGUGACUCGUGUCAUAUUCUCACUAAUGAGAAGAUCUGCGCCGAUACGUCUGGUGUGACAACGUGUAAAUUCUGGCAGGGGAACGGAGAGUGUGAGGAGAGACCUAGGUAUAUGGCGCAAAAGUGCAGAUUGACUUGCGGAAUGUGUGAAAAGGGUGAAAGAGUUGUCAAGGAUCCCGAGCGCCCAAAGUGUAAGAACUUCGCCAAUGACGAUUCGUGCGAGAGCUGGGCGAGAUCGGCCGAGUGUCAGAACAACAAAGUCUGGAUGGAGCACAACUGCCACAGGUCUUGCAACCCCGAGGAGUGUGGCGGCAACAGUGGAACCGUUGGAACUGGUGGAACAGGUUCAAGCUGCGAAGACCAGAAGGACGAAUGUGCGAUGUGGCAGAGCUGGGGCCACUGUGAACUCAACCGAGCAGUGAAGAAGGCGUGUCCAAAGUCAUGCGGCACAUGCUAAACAUCACAACCAGUGAAAGAUUCAUCCCAGGUGCAUUACUUCACCUGUUUGCUGUAGGUUUCAUUAAUAAACAUUGAUAAGUUUA